CGGUACCCAGCUGGGGAACGACCCUCGUCGAACCUAGAACCGAGAGGGGACUGCCCUCGCGCUGCUGCGUCGCCAGUAAAUCUGCCAGCGCUUGUUGGCUCUUCACUCGAUCGCCCGCCGCUGACUUUAAAUCUGACCCAGAUCUAACCGAACCGAGGACGCCGUCGGUGUGUCCUGGCCUCCYGACCCUAGAGCCCAGCUGGAAACCGAAACCGCGGGACUCGGCGUACGGCACCGCCCGCGGCCGCCCCCGGCACACUUGUAAGUUUCGAUUCUCCCCGGAGCCGAGUCCCGCGCAGCGGCCAGGCCAGCGCACCGAGCGAGCAGGCGAGCGCGCCAUGGCUGACCCGGAGGUGUGUUGYUUCAUCACCAAAAUCCUGUGCGCCCACGGGGGCCGCAUGUCCCUGGAAGCGCUGCUCGACAAGAUCGCGCUCUCSGAGGUGCAGCUCUGCGAGGUGCUGGAGGCGGCCGGGCCCGACCGCUUCGUGGUGUUGGAGACCGGCAGCAGGGUCGGCGUYACCCGGUCGGUGGUGGCCACCACUCGAGCCCGGGUCUGCCGUCGCAAGUACUGCCAGAGAGCCUGCGAAAACCUGCAUCUCUGUAAACUCAACCUGCUGGGCCGGUGCCACUAUUCGCAGUCGGAGAGGAAUUUAUGCAAAUAUUCUCAUGAGGUUCUCUCAGAAAAGAAUUUCCAAGUCCUGAAAAACCACGAGCUCUCUGGACUUAACCAAGAGCAAUUAGCUGUACUCCUCCUCCAAAGCGACCCGUUUUUUAUGCCUGAGAUUUGCAAAAGUUAUAAAGGAGAAGGUCGAAAGCAGAUUUGUAGCCAGCAGCCACCAUGCGAGAGACUCCACAUCUGUGAGCACUUCACCCGAGGGAACUGUAGUUACCUCAACUGCCUGAGGUCCCAUAACCUGAUGGACAGAAAGGUGCUGGCCAUCAUGAAGGAGCACGGGCUGAGCCCAGAUGUGGUCCAAAACAUCCAGGACAUCUGCAACAACAAACAUGCCCGUAGGAACCCUUCUGGGCCGAGAGCUCCUACCCCGCACCGUAGAGCUGGGAUGAUUAGAGGUAGAAGCAAGAGUAGGGACAGAUUCCUGCCGGAGAGCCAAGAAUUUCCUCCAUCUGCCUCAGGGGCUGCUCAGAGUUCCCGCACAUCCAGUCCAGAUGUUGUUGGCCAAAGGCUUUUCCUGAAGGAUGUGGGGGUCGGUGACCUCACCCACAGGUUCACGUAUCUGGGGAGUCAGGAUCAGGAUCGCACUCCACCUUCCUCCCUCUUGUCUAAGGCACCUGGUCUUGGAGGACCAGGUCAGGUGGGGUCAAGCCAGAAGUUUUCAGAGAAUGGAAGUUCAGAUCGCCUCUUUUAUAGGAAUCAUUCAGAUUCAAUGCCGUCCUCCAGCCAGAAGGGGUCCCCAACCUGGCAGAACGACCAAGGCACCAGGAGAGACGAUGUGUUUUUUCCAGGUCAAGCUGCUGUGGGCUCUCCUCUUGGUUUGGGGAAAACACCUGAAACCGUAACUACCAGAAAGAGCACUGCCAUCCUCUCCCCAGACCUUGUGAAUGUCAAGGGCAAGAAUGGGACUCAGGACACUCAGCGGCAUGUCCCUCUUUUUAAUAAUAAUUAUGAUGGAGCGACCAUGGAUAUAACUUCCGCAAGAUUUCUAAAUCACGGAACCACAACCGGCAGCCAGAGAGAGAUGGCGGUAGCUAGGAAUCAACAGGGCAAUGGAGCUGCUCCCCAAGAAGUGCACACCACUGCCCGAAUGAGAAAUGACCCAGGAGUGGCAUUUUGUAAUGAUUCCAUAUUGGAUGCCGUAAGCACCUCUUCUAGGAUGGAUGAUCAUGGCUCCAAGGAAAUUUGUCUAGAUUAUCUACAUAAGAGCUGCCAGCCUAAUCGCGACUGUAACAAAAUCCACUUCCUCCUGCCCUACCGAUGGCAGAUAUUCAAUUCAGACACUUGGAUGGACAUUCCRUACAUGGAGAAGCUUGAGGAGGCCUAUUGUGAUCCCAAAACCCACAGCUUUUUUGUAGGAAAUGAUAAAAUCAAUUUCGAGAAUAUGACUUGUAACUCGAGUCCCAUCCAACGCCUCUCCACUCCUUCAUCUGUCACAACCUUGGCCAACUCUGUCUUUGCUACCAAAUGGGUUUGGUAUUGGAAGAAUGAAUCUGACCAAUGGAUUGAAUAUGGGGAGGAGAGCAACAACCAGCCCGGUUCCAACAUCRACUCCACAUAUCUGGAGUCCAUGUUCCAGUCCUACCCCAGAGGAGUGGUGCCCUUCCAGGCAGGGUCACGGAACUACGAGCUGAAUUUCCAAGGGAUGAUUCAGACAAACAUAAUUUCCAAGACUCAAAAGGAUGUCGUCAGAAGGCCGACAUUUUUUUCUUCCCAGGAUUCGAAGCAGAUGAGAAGGGAGCCAGACCAUCAGGUGGCACAGACUGCAGCAGCAGAGGCUUUGACCAUGUCCUCGAAAUCGCUUCCUCAGCAGGACCUUGGCUCCCACCCUCCAAGUAAAUAUAAGUUGGAGGAGCUCGAAAGCCUAAGCGCAGAAUAUGCCAACAUAAGUGACUAUUUUAAAGCUUCCAUGAAAAAUUUCAAGAUUGAAAGGAUAAAGAAGAUCCAUAACCAAGAGCUGGAGAAGAAUUUUGAAAGGAAGAAAUCGGAGAUGCAGACAGAAGAAAAAUUGCUGUUUUAUGCAACAAGCCGUACCAAUGUGGAUUCUAUUUGUUCUAAUAAUUUCAACUGGUCUGUGCAUGGACUUCAUGAAAUCAAAUAUGGAAGAGGAAAUCACUUUGCAAAAGAAGCCCUCUCUUCCCAUAAAAAUUGCCCGGAUGAUGGUAGAAGCCCGGUUAUGUUUGUAGCCCGAGUCCUGGUUGGAAAUGUUGCCGAGGGAAGAAUGACGUAUACGAUGCCUCCUCCACGCAGUGACAGCUGUGUGGAUAACACUGUGAAUCCCUCCGUUUUUGUCAUCUUUCAUAAGGAUCAGAUGUACCCAGCAUAUGUGAUUGAAUACACUGAGAUGGAUAAAGCCUGCGUGAUUUGUUAGGAAGGAUGCACACCAAUUCUGUUCACAUGUGGGACCAACUUGUCCCGGUAAUAGUUAGACUUUUAAUAUUUUCUUAUCAAGUUACCUAAUGUCUUAAUUCAGUGGUACCCAAAUUUUGCUGCACAAAAAUUCCGAUGCGCCUCACUCUGAUAAAAUCACUCUUUCCAGGGGUGACAGCCAAGUAGUGGCAUUUUUUUAUAGCUCUCGAAAUGAUUCCAGCAUGCUAGAAAUUUUGCAUUGUCUUAGCUGUAACUGGUCAAGGCUCAUUUCUAAAUUUUCUACAGUUAUAUUAAUCUCUCUCAUUGCUUUGAGUUUUACGUAUAGCACAGUUACGUUUUGGUUAAAUUUAAAGAAAAUUAAUUUGGGAAAUUUGAGAGAAAUCUAAUAAUACCUAUGCAAACAAGCACAUAGGACAUUACAGCCUUGGGUGGAAGAUUAUGAACAGCUGCGGGAAAAGUGCCUAGGGACACACUGAGGGGGGGAAAUUAAAUAUAAAUGCUAUUAUAGACAUAACCGCAGUACUAUACCGUACCAUGUGAUGAAACUAAUUUGGGGACACGUUUAUCUGUCUCUGCCUGUACUCAGAAGACAGACUCCAUAAUAAGAUUCUGGGAGGCAAUAAAUAAGAGCCAUCAAGUAUGUCUCAGAAAGAAGCAAGCAACUAGAGCUCAAAGCCCAUUUGGGCUCUUUAUAUAGUGAGGACCAAGUAGACAUUUAUAUUCUAACUAAUGUGAUUACAGAGAAGGUAUUUUGCAUGCCAGGCUUUCAUGAAGAUGUCUGUAUUUUAGAAGGACUGCAGUAAUCAUAUUCACAUAACUAGGAAUGAUGAAUCUGAGUGCUAUUGUAGUCGUUUGCUGGAGUUGAGAGUCACCAAGGAAUUAGGAGCAGGACAUUCCUAAGGAUGGACCUCUUAUGAGGUGAGAUGUGUUUAUUGGUGAGCACAGAAUCUGAACAAAGAGAAUAAAGUCCCAAGCAGGGACCUUGUGCCUGCUGGGGCUUCUUUUUAUAAAAAUAGUGAAUUGUACUGUAGUAUAGUCCAUUUUUAGAGCAUUUGAGGUGCCUGGACCAAUAUCUUCCUUCCUUAUUUUGAGUGAGUUUUUUUUUUCCUUCCAAUUUUCCUUUGUCAACAUUCCAUAUCAGUUGCCAAAAUUUCAUAUUAAGUUUUAGAUUAGUAUAAAAAGCUUCAUAAUUGCUUGGUUUAAGUGUUUCCACUCAUAACAUGAAGUUUUUUUUUUUUUUAACAAUAGGGUUAUUUUCUGUAAGGCUUCGCACGAGCGGUUGUUGUCAUUCACUCUGAUCGUGAUUUUGAAUGGGCACUCUAAAUGAAGCCACUUAGAGUGGCUUGACCCUUGUGCUGUCGAGGUGCCCUUUAUCCAGCUCUUUCCACAUGCCUGCUAGGCAGCUCUAGUCUGCUAUUUUACAGGCAUCUCCAGCUGCACAUGCCCAUCUGCCUCCCUCACAGGAAUACAGUCCUCCCCAAGUYAACAGUGUCACUGGAUCCCAUCUACCCAUGCGGAAUUCCAGGGGCUAUCCUCGACUCUUGCUGUCCCUCCCACUACAUAUCCAAGUCUUUCCCAAGUCCCAUUUUACCUCUUUAAUAUCCCUUGGUCCCCUUCUAAGUUGUUCUCUACUUAGCAGCAAKAUUGGCCAUAUUUUAAAAUAUUUACUUAGUGAUUCUCUUUCCAAACACAAAUCUGAUCUUUACCUUUAGGAUGAAAUUCAAAAGCAUGAUCAUGGCCCCAUGUGAUCCUCCCUUCCCUACCCUUCUAUCAUUUAUUUCUUCUACGUGAGACAUCCUGGCUCCUACACAUUUCUUUGGUGCCCUCUUCAUCUAGUUCAGUGGUUCCUAGCGAGUACUUUUGCCUUUAACAACAACAACAAAAAAAAGAUAAAUACUUUGCAACAUCUAUUUUGUUGUCUUCAAAAYACAUUUCAGAGGUAAUAUAUUCUACCUACACACAAUCUGGAAAUACAAUAAAAUUUAAGUAAUAUUACUAUUAAUUUAAAAGGCAAACAAUGCCCAUAAUUUGGGCACAACCUUACAGUUCUAGGAGGCAUAAUGAAGUAAUCACAUGCUCAUUUCUACUUAUAACAAAUAAAUUUGAGCUUGAAAGUAGAUCAGAAGCUAGGGCAUACAAAGAAGCAUGGAAAAAUGAAAAAACAGAGACAUGAGUGGACRUUAGAAUAAAAACUAGUGAUAUAACAACUUACUUGCAUGUGAUAACACUUGUGUGUAUGUGAUAGGAGAAAGAAUGAAAUAACAAAGAGAAAGGCUAUGCAAGAAAAUUUUCAGAUUGUCGAAAGAGAGAAAAUAUGAUAUUCUUACAGACGAGCUGUAGAUUUUAUAUGUGAAUGUCUAGCGAGACAUUAGACAUUCAAAAUCCGUAUGGGGUUUCUGAUAAUUUCUCACUGUGAGAAAUUGUCCAUCGUAUUGCAAGAUGCUCAGCAUACUUGGUUCUCAUGUGCUGGUUGCCAGUAGCGCCCCACCAGCCUGUAUCAUAGCAACCACUUACUCUAUCAUACUUGUUCACCCUUUUCAGAACCAAUGUUUUGCAACAUCCCCUUGGCUGUCCUGAGAUGAUUUAUAGAUAAUGCAACAUACUUACACACAGGAAUUUCUUCAUAUAUUAACUUGAUGGCUCAAUUCUACUAUUGGAUAUAGGGAAUUAGAAAUUUAUAAUGAAAAUAAGGUGAAUUUCAAUAUGUAAAUGCUCAGGCAUGACUACUUAAGAGUUAGCUAGGGGUUACUUCCUGUAAAGAAGUACAGGAAAGUGAAAGAUCAGCAUUAUGGGUGACAAUAGAAUGUGGACCAGUAUUAGGGUGAGUCAUAACAGACCAUCUACCUUAUCUAUGAUAAAGGAAAGGGCGAAAUUACCUUCAUUGAAGUAAGGAUAAUAGGACAAGACAAGUUGCAGAUUGUCUCAGAGGAAACAUGGAUUCUUUUCUCUCAAGACAAGCUAUAGGUCCUACAUAAAUGUCCAGCAGGACAUUAGACAAGUCGUACAGGGUGCAGAAUAGUUACUCAAUGUGUGGGACAAGCCCACACACUGAAGGACAUCUGUUACCCCUGACUGCAUCUACUCAGUGCCACUUAUAGUCCCCAAUUAUCAUGAAGCCAACUACUACUCAUCACAUUCCACUGACCUAGAUUCACUCAACUGUUAUCUCCACCAGGAAAGAGCCCUAUAGGUCACAUCCUUGCUCCUCUCCCCCGAGGUUUUAGGAUACUUUGUGUAUUGAUUUAUCCAUUCUUGGCAUCUAUGGAAUUUGAGACUGUCUGCUUCCUGCGAUAGAUUGUAAGCUCCCCAAGGGCUGAGUCGACCCGUCUUAAUUUGUUUUGCUACCACUGAUGCCCAGCCUAGCCGGGCGUUUGAUAUAUUGAUACGCUAGAUAGAUUUUAAUGAAUA
Urocitellus parryii (Arctic ground squirrel) is the source of this 6451-nucleotide messenger RNA. It is a transcript of the gene Zc3hav1, whose product is annotated as zinc finger CCCH-type containing, antiviral 1. Gene Ontology annotation, molecular function: RNA binding; metal ion binding; NAD+ poly-ADP-ribosyltransferase activity. Gene Ontology annotation, cellular component: nucleus. Gene Ontology annotation, biological process: positive regulation of mRNA catabolic process; response to virus; positive regulation of type I interferon production. Lineage: Eukaryota; Metazoa; Chordata; Mammalia; Rodentia; Sciuridae. The record is from RefSeq and is a predicted model, not a curated record.